Molecule: messenger RNA, 1575 nt
Organism: Volvox carteri f. nagariensis
Lineage: Eukaryota; Viridiplantae; Chlorophyta; Chlorophyceae; Chlamydomonadales; Volvocaceae
Exons: 8
Coding region: 1-1575 (524 amino acids)
Source: RefSeq, a predicted model, not a curated record
AUGCCCAAGGCAAGCAGUGCCGCCCGCCAGCCCAAGUGCACCGCGGCAAGGGCGAGCAAGAAAUGCAAUGUUGUCUUCCAAGCGGCAAAGGGCAAGGUCGCCAGUGAUAGCGGCUCUGCUGUCGGACUGGGCUGCUCCGGGUCCCUGUCGGCCACGGACAUGGCCAGGAUCUUCCAUACCAACGCCAAGGCGGCAGGGAUGGGAAAGAGCUCAGUUUUUGUGGACGUGGGAUGUGCGCUGGGAAGGCCUCUUGUCCUUGUGAAGCACCAGACCGGAGUCCGGCGCUGCAUUGGCCUUGAUCUCGACGUGAACAAGCUCCGGAAUGCAGACCGAUUCAUUAAGUUCUGUGUCAGCCGGCUUCCAAAGCUUGAGGCCAGCCACUUCACGCUUAUCCUGGCCUCCGUGGGCAUUCUGCCCCUGUGCCCCGAGUUUUUUUAUACCUUUUGGGAGGGGUGGUCCGUGGCGGACAAGAUGCACUUUGCGGAACUGUUCAUGAGACAUGGUAGCCGCAAGGGAAUCACGGUCGUGCAAUACAGCAUGCCCGACCCGGAGGCGGAGAUGGAGCUGCUGGGGUUCUGGGGCCUUAAGCUCGUCGCGAGGGAGACCAACUGCCACAUGCACGACAGCAACAGGACCAUGACAGCCUUCGUGUUCAAGGUGGUCAUGUACAAGAAACCUGACAGCAGCAGUAGCGGCGGUAGCGGCAGCUUGGCCACUCAGCCCCAGCUGGCCGCUGGCACUGCCGCCGCCGCCGCUGGGCAGCAGGAGGGGGAGACGGCAGCAGCAGCGGCGUCCACCUCCUCGCCGCCCCUCACGACCACCGCCGCGUGGCGGACAAACAUGCUGCCUCUGCUGCGCAAGGCCCAGGAGAAGCAGCAGCAGCUGGUGGAGCUGGUGGGGGCCGUCCGGGGAGGGCGAGGUCCUCUCCUCAAACCCAAGGAGGUGGAGCAGUUGAAGCUGUCCGUCAUGGGAGAGCACGCUGAGAGGGAGGUGCAGCGUGCUUCCGAGUUCAAGGAGGUCGGGUUCGCACCAGAUUACGAAGUCAACCCGCACGGCGUCAUCCGCCACAAGGUCACCCACACCCCUGCCUUGCUCAACCGGGGUAAUGAUGGGCAUCUGUAUGCGCGGCUUGCCGUCCGGCGUGGCAGCGGCAAGGGCAACAGCCCGGGGGGAGGGGUGGUGGAGGAGGAGACGGGUGAUGAGGGGGAACUGGCCACAACAGAAUGUGUGUGGAGUGGGGCGGAAAAGUCCAAGGAUCACAAAAUGGCUGUUCGGACAGUGGUAGCACUUGCCCAUCUGCAGGGUGCGCAGCAGGCGCUGGUGCUCACCCCCGGGGGGACGCAGGUUCGGAAGCUGUCUAGGAGCACUGGGAUCCGUGUGGCACACAAGGAUGGUGACAUGGACAACAACUGCGUCGACAACCUGGAGCUGAGGGCGCGGGCCCGAGGAGCGGGGACCAGGAGCGGGCGGCGCCCUGCUCGUGGGGGGAAGGGUGAAGCCAUCCGGGAGGGUGCUGCAGACAGCGAAUUGGGAUGCUGGAUUAAGCAUGGCGCCAAUGGUCUGGUGGACGGUUAG